Glossina fuscipes is the source of this 2875-nucleotide messenger RNA. It is a transcript of the gene bel, whose product is annotated as ATP-dependent RNA helicase bel. Bases 201 to 2579 code for a protein of 792 amino acids. Gene Ontology annotation, biological process: cell differentiation; gamete generation. The record is from RefSeq and is a predicted model, not a curated record. Gene Ontology annotation, molecular function: ATP binding; RNA helicase activity; RNA binding. Gene Ontology annotation, cellular component: nucleus; P granule. Lineage: Eukaryota; Metazoa; Arthropoda; Insecta; Diptera; Glossinidae. The transcript has 3 exons.
AAAAGAAAACGUAUCUAAAAAAUUUUCUCGAUACAUAAGUUUUUACUUUUUUUUUCUAUAAAUUUUAUUCACUUUUUGGACAAGGGAAAGAAAGACUAUUAAAGCUUCUUCUUAAUAAUAAAUAUAACUGACAUUUCGUGAAGAUUUUCCUCAUAAAAAGGAAAGCACCAAAAAACCCCAGAAUCUGAUUGGAAAGUAAUAUGAGUAAUGCUAUUAACCAAAAUGGCACAGGUCUAGAGCAGCAAGUUGCUGGUCUGGACUUGAAUGGCGGCAAAGCUAACAAUAGCAGCCCCAUAACAACAAAAAGUUCAUCUACUUCUAGCUCCGGCGUUUACGUGCCUCCACAUUUAAGAGGUGGUGGCGGGAAUAACAACGCUUCGCAAGCUAAUUCAAACGAUAAUCGUAGUGCUGGUUUAGACGACGUCAGAGGAAGUACUACAAGUGUUAGCGGAGGUGGAAGUAGUACGUCGUGUAAAUACGAUAGCGGUAGGGAUCAACAACAACAACAGCGUGGUGGCGAUUAUCGCCGUGGUGGCGGUGGUCGCAAUUUUAGUAAUCGUCAAAGCGGUGAUUUUAGCAGUUUUACUGGUGCACGCCGUGGUGGUGGGGGUAAUAACAGAUACGAAGAUAAUUAUAACGGCACUGACAACGAUUCUAGACGCGGGGGCGAGGAUUGGAAUCGCGGUGGACGCAAUCAAAAUCGUAAUUUUGAACGCGACAACUACCGGAGUGGACGCGGGGGUAGCAAUGGCGGUGGUGGCGGCGGCAAUGGCGGCUCCACACGCGACGAAGACCAACCACGAAACAAUCGUUGGCAAGAGCCAGAACGACGUCCCGAUGAUACCCGCAAUGGCGAGCAACGUAAAUAUGGCAACCGUUGGAAUGAGGAACGCGGUCGCGCUGACAUCGAUUACACCAAGUUGGGACCGCGUGACGAGCGUCUUGAACAAGAGUUGUUCGGAACCGGAAAUACCGGCAUUAAUUUUGACAAAUACGAGGAUAUACCCGUGGAAGCGACGGGUCAAAAUGCUCCUCCGCACAUCACAUCCUUCGAAGAUGUGCAGCUGACAGAGAUUAUACGCCAUAACGUGCAAAUGGCUAGAUAUGAUAAACCGACGCCGGUACAAAAGUACGCUAUACCAAUCAUUAUAAGUGGUCGCGACUUGAUGGCCUGUGCCCAGACCGGUUCAGGCAAAACAGCAGCGUUUUUGCUGCCCAUUCUUAAUCAAAUGUACGAGCAUGGCAUACCGGCACCGCCUCAAAAUACACGUGGUUAUAAUAGGCGUAGGCAAUAUCCGUUGGGUCUGGUGCUGGCACCGACCCGCGAGUUGGCCACACAGAUAUUCGAGGAGGCCAAAAAGUUUGCUUAUCGCUCUCGCAUGCGCCCAGCCGUCUUGUAUGGAGGCAAUAAUACCUCCGAACAAAUGCGUGAAUUGGAUCGCGGUUGUCAUUUGAUUGUCGCCACCCCAGGCCGCUUAGAAGACAUGAUAACGCGUGGCAAAGUUUGCCUCGACAAUAUACGUUUCUUGGUUCUCGACGAGGCCGAUCGAAUGUUAGAUAUGGGCUUUGAGCCACAGAUACGUCGCAUAGUCGAGCAAUCAAAUAUGCCCCCAACAGGACAGCGACAAACUCUUAUGUUCUCCGCUACUUUCCCAAAACAAAUCCAAGAAUUGGCCUCAGAUUUUUUGAAUAAUUAUAUAUUCUUAGCCGUCGGACGUGUAGGUUCUACUUCAGAGAAUAUUACUCAAACUAUACUGUGGGUGUCUGAGCAAAAUAAGCGUUCUUACUUAUUAGAUUUGCUGCAAUCCAUCCGUGAGGGCUCUGAGUACUCAAAAGAUCAUUUAACUUUAAUAUUCGUUGAGACUAAGAAGGGAGCCGAUAACCUAGAGGAGUUCUUAUACAGGUGCAACCAUCCUGUGACUAGUAUCCAUGGUGAUCGUACGCAAAAAGAACGCGAGGAAGCUUUACGUUGCUUUCGUUCAGGCGAUUGUCCCAUUUUAGUGGCCACGGCUGUUGCUGCACGUGGUUUGGAUAUACCGCAUGUGAAACAUGUAAUUAACUUCGAUUUACCCUCUGAUGUAGAGGAAUAUGUUCAUCGUAUUGGUCGCACUGGGCGAAUGGGCAAUCUUGGUGUUGCCACUUCAUUCUUUAAUGAAAAGAAUCGUAACAUUUGUGGUGACCUCCUCGAACUCUUGAUUGAGACUAAGCAAGAAGUACCAACAUUUUUAGAAGAAAUGAUGGCCGCAGAACGUUCGCAUGGCAGUGGUAAACGUCGCACCGGUGGCGGUGGCGGCAGUAGCGGCGGAGGAGGAGGGGGGAGCAGUGGUGGCUCUCGUUAUGGUAAUAGCUUUGGGUCGCGUGAUUAUCGCCAGCAAUCUGGCACUAAUCGCAACCGUCCUGGUGGUAAUAACGGCGGCGGUGGUGGCGGAGGCGGAGUCGGCGGUGGUAGCGGCUCCUAUCGUAGUAAUGGCACUUCAUCAUAUAAUAGUAACAGCAGUUAUUAUGCCGGCAAUUACGGCAAUGACUCGGGCAAUUAUGCUGGCAACAGCUCCUCUGGCCCCGAUUGGUGGGGCAAUUAAAAGCUAUGAAGAGCUUAAAAAGUUUUUUUUUUAAAUAGACUUGAAAAGAACGCAAAAAGGGUAGAGGAAAAUAUAAGCGUAAUAUGAAAGGCGGGUGAAUAACGGAAGAGAAAAAAGGCGAAAAAUGAUAGAAAAGAAAAAAUGAAAAGUAAAGCAAGCAUGAAUAUGGGAAGCGAUCCGUCAUUAUAUCAAGAUAUCAAAUAACAGACAACACAUAACAGAAAAUCAUAUAUAUUGGAAAAUGCAAUUAAUUAAAUAUUUAUGUAUAAAUUAUCCUAAACAAAAAAAAAAAAAAA